This is a messenger RNA of Xenia sp. Carnegie-2017, 6587 nucleotides long. Its product is annotated as dystrophin-like. Gene Ontology annotation, molecular function: protein binding; zinc ion binding. Bases 169 to 6399 code for a protein of 2076 amino acids. Gene Ontology annotation, cellular component: plasma membrane. The transcript is spliced from 40 exons. Lineage: Eukaryota; Metazoa; Cnidaria; Anthozoa; Malacalcyonacea; Xeniidae. Gene Ontology annotation, biological process: synaptic signaling. The record is from RefSeq and is a predicted model, not a curated record.
ACACAAAGCUAGGAAUUAAAAAUAUUUUCUAGCAGAAACGUUUGGUUCCCCUGUACUGACGAGAAGCGAAACUGUGCCCGUUUGAAUUUGUUAUAAACGAAAGUGGCAAAGUUACAAAAUAUUUAUGGACAGCAUUGAUAUAUUUUAAUGAAGGAGAAGUGAACGAACAUGAACGAAGAACAGUCAGGAAUAGACGGACUUGCCCGUAAAAUAAAGGAAAAGUCAGGUGAACAAGAGGGAAUUCAAAAGAAGACGUUUACAAGAUGGUUGAACAUACAGAUUAGCAAGGCUCGUGCAAACGCUGAAGUGAAGGAUAUUUUCAAAGAUCUUCGAGAUGGUACCAAACUCAUUCUUCUUCUCGAAAUUUUAACUGGAACAAAAGUUAAACGAGAAAAAGGACGAUUGAGAGUUCAUCAUCUUAACAAUGUUGGUCAUGCAUUGAAUUUCCUUACUUCUCAAAACGUUAAAUUUGUUAACAUUCGUAAUGACGACAUUGUCAACGGCAAUCCUAAACUGACGCUAGCGUUGAUAUGGUGCAUUAUUUUACAUUAUCAGGUGAGCGAUGUUCUACGUGAUGUUUUUGGUGAUAAUGUACAAGAUAUGUCUAAAGUUGAAAAGACACUUCUUGACUGGUGCAAACAAUCAACUAAAGGUUACGAAGGUGUAAACGUAGUUAACUUAACAACAAGUUGGAGAAAUGGACUUGCAUUUAAUGCUCUCAUUCAUCGUCACAGACCUGAUCUGUUUGACUAUAAGCCGUUACUAAGAAACAACUCGCGUGAAAAUCUUGAGCAUGCGUUCAAAGUUGCUCAUACACAUCUUGGCGUAGGAAUGUUACUGGAACCGGAAGAUGUUGACAGAGAUCGGCCGGAUAAGAAAUCAAUCAUGAUGUAUUUAACAUCAUUGUUUGAUACACUCCCUCACGAAGAGUACCAGGAAGAAAUUCAGAGCCUACCUGUCACCAAAAGUACUCAAAAUGAAAACGAAGCUUUACCCGGUGAGGAGAAAACGUCAUCACCUGGAGAAUGGCGGGAUUAUAACGAAAAAUUGAGCGACGUUCUCGCAUGGCUAGAGAAAGCAGAGAAACAGUUGAACAGUCAAGCAAAGAUCUCAGAUGAUGUCGAUGAUGUGAAGGAUCAGUUUCAUGAUCAUGAGAAGUUUAUGAUUGACUUGACCAACCAUCAGUCAAACAUUGGCAGCGUGUUGGAGUUUGGAAACCAAUUGAUUAGUGAAGCAUUAGUUGGAGAGAAGGAAGAACAUCAGAUUAGAGAGCAAAUGAUCAUGUUGAAUAAUCGUUGGGAGGCAUUGAGGUUGGCUGCUAUGGAUCGACAAAGCAAGUUACACGAGCAAUUGAUGGAUUUACAGCAGAAACAAAUCGAUGAGCUUGGGUCAUGGCUCACAUCUGCUGAAGCUAAAAUUGAAGGCAGUGCUCCUGUUGGCUCUGAUACUGAAACAGUUGAACGGCAGAUUGAAGAUCACAAGCAUUUCCAAGAAGACCUUGAAGCACAACAACAGAAAGUGAAUUCGCUGACCCAUAUGGUUGUCGUAGUUGAUGACAAUGCUAAUGAUAAUGCCACAGCUGAACUUGAGGAACAGUUGGGGAUAAUGGAGGAGAGAUUUUCCAGAGUUUGUACAUGGACCGAGGAAAGAUGGGAACAAUUGCUAGUGUUGCAGAUGAGUUGGCAACAAUAUUUAGUCGAAGAAAGUCGUCUAAACGAAUGGCUAACAUCGAAAGAACGAGAAGUUAGCGAAAUGAACAAGAUUGACGCAAGUAACAUUGAUGAUGUUCACAGAACAAUAGAUCAGCUACAGAUAUUAGAAGUGGAAAUGACUGAAAAGCAGGCGUCUUUCCAAGAUUUCAAUGAUGCUGCUCGAAAAGUUGCCGAAAAUGUCCCUGAAGAUUCUGCUUUAGUCAAACAGAUACAAGAUCAGAUGGAGGAUUUCAAUGAAAGAUGGAAAGCUCUUACAUCUCAAGUCAUUCAACGUAUAUCACUGUUGAAAGGACUUGACAUAAAGCUGAUACAAUUGAAAAACGAAAUUGAUGAUAGUUUACAGUGGAUGGAUGAUACUCAGACUUUACUUAAUACACCAAUGAGUGAACCAACUAAAGUUUCUUCAAAAGAGCUUGAAGAAAAGGAAGAACUUAUUCAGUCAUUAGACAACGCAGUUAAGAAACGUAAGACAAGCAUUAAUGAUGAAAUGAACAAAGCCGAGGAGAUAAUUGCUGAAACAAAGAGUGUUUCUUGUCGCGCAACGACUGUGGAACAAUUGUUGGCAGACUUUACUUCUCGUUGGGAGAAAUUGUGUAGUUUACUAGACGAAAGAAAGAAAUGGUCUUUCAGUUCUAUCAUUGAGGUUAUUGCAACUCUUGAGGAGAGAAUUAUUGAAGCUGAACAGGAACUUGAUCGUAUGGAACAAAUUCCUGACGAUGAGAUGAGGAUACAAGAACAGAAAAAAAUAAUCGAGCCUUUGGAGCAAGCAAUUGCUGACAACGAACCCACCGUAGCAGCUGUAAACAGGACAGGGAAUGAGAUUAUUAAACACUCCAGUGUAGAUGAAGCAGAAAUCGUUUGUAAUAAACUUGACGAUCUCAAUAGACGCUGGAAGAUUAUUUGUACAGAAGUUUCAGAUAAACAGUAUAGCAUGAAUGAAGAAGAUUUGGAGUAUGAGGAGUUAGCUAAUGAAUCACAAGAUCUAACUCAAUGGAUGACUCAAGUGGAAGUAUCGCUGGCUCAACCUGAUCCAUCUCCCGCUGAUCUUGAUGGACUGCAGCAUCAACUUGCUCAUGUCAAAGAUAUUGAAUCUGAAAUGGUUGAAAAGGAAGAUGCAGUUGAUGGUAUAGUCAAAACAAGACAACGUCUACAGACAAAACCAAUCUUAUCCAAACCGUCAAAAGAAGACGUCAUGAAUCCUGUAGAAGCAGUUGAGACCCAAUGGCAAAGUAUUAAAGUGGCCGUACCUUAUAAACGGAAUUCUUUGGAAGAUCGUAUUAAUGACUUGGAGAAAUUUGUUGCUGAUCUUGAGGAACUAUACUUGUGGACAUCUAGCACUAAAGAUCUCAUAGAUAACGAAGCAAAUCUUGGAAAAAAAGACGACAGAUUCUUAGAGGAAAUUGAACGGAACCUAACCGACAAGAGCUCGAUGUAUGAUCAUGUUAACAUGAAGUAUGAAAAAUAUCAAGAAGAAAGCCUUUUAUCAACUAGCGCUAUUCCUAACUCGAUGCACGAAAAGUGGCGCAAAAUGAAUGCGGAUUGGGAGGCAAUUUGUCGUAUUGUUGAGCAACCUUCAAUGACGAUUGUUGUUGAGAAAACUACUGUUUCGUUUGCAACGCCAGAUAUACUUGUCUCGCACUUUGAUGAAGGUAAGACUCCAUGGCCUAAGUUUGACAAAGCUGUUUCAGAGCUUCAUGACUGGCUCUCUAUUGUUGAAGAAGUCAUUAAAAGUCAACGCAUCAUGCUUGGUAACGUUGAUGAAAUGGAACGAUUGACGAACAAACAGAAACAGUCUGUGGAGGACGAACUUCGUGGGAAACAGUAUCUUCUGAAUGAUAUUUCUGAAAUGAGUCUUAAACUCGAGGAAGAGACAGACGAUGAGUCCCAUAAGAACAUAUUGCGUCAACAGGUCCAGUCUCUCAAGGAUCACUGGCACAGGGUCCAACAGCAGUCUAAUGAAUGGUUAACACGGAUAAACCUGAUGUGGGAUUUGUGGAGACAAUAUGAACAGAUCAAAACAGAUCUGGAAGCAUGGCUUACCAAGGCAGAAGAAAAAAUGGUGAAAAUUUGGAAGGAGUCGGGAAAUACUGUCGUGGAACCGGAAGAACUACUUACAAAUCAUAAGAAUUUUGUAGAUGAAGUCGAAAGUUGGCAACCGCUUGUAGAUAGGUUGAAUGAUGUUGGCAACGAAUUAAUACGAGAAUUCCCCGAACAUAAUCCGAGUGACAUUCGUUUAACUUCACAUCGAGAUACACAACGUUACAACAAACUGGCUUCAAGUUGUGCAGAGCAUACAGACAAGUUGAGCCGUCUCGUUCAAUUUGAUGAAAGCAUGACAGAAGCACUCACUUGGCUCACUUCAACAGAAUCAAAAAUUGCUGAGUUGGAUAGUGCGGCCGAUGCAGCUGAAGAACACACCGAUCACUCCUCUUUGAAAGAAGAACUAAAAGUUUUAGAAGUGGAUAUUAACAACCACCAAGAAACUUUUGCUUCUCUAAACGAGACAGGUCAGACAGUAAUGUGUGAUCUUGAAUCAGGAGAGGUUCUUACUGCUAUUCAAUCCAAACUUGAUGAUAUAAAUGAUCGAUGGAACAGUCUCAAUGCAAGGUUAAUUGAUGUUGGACACAAACUCGAUGGAGGCGCAACGGAAUGGGCACUCCACGUACAAGAGAUAGUUGACUGGAUAAAUCGAGCUAUCCAGGAGUUGGAGGCUCAGAAACCAGUGGGCAAUGACGUUGGAACUGUCAACGUUCAACUAGAGACACAUCAGACUUUCAGAAACGAAUUGAACAAGCAACGCUUAGUUAUUGAUCGCGCAUUGGAGUCUGGGAAACGCCAUCUUGAUGGUGACAACACCUUUCAAUCAGCAUCGUCAUCGCAAUUGGAGUUUCCCGAAAUUGUUCGAAGUCAAUUGAGCAAGAUCAGAGAACGUUGGCCAGUCUUAGUGAGAAAUAGCGAAGCAUGGCAAAAGACGCUCGAGGAAGCUUUGCAGGAGAUAAAGAUGGUCCAAGAACACCUGAAAAAGAGCGUUGUUGAUCCUUGGGAAAGAGAAAUUGCUGCAAACAACGUUCCAUAUUACAUCAACCACAAUACAGAGACGACUCAGUGGGAUCAUCCUAAAAUGACUGAUCUCUAUCAUCAAUUCGUUGAAAUAAACGAUGUCAUUUGGAGUGCUUAUAGAACGGCAAUAAAAUUACGAUGCAUUCAGAAAGUUGUUGGAUUGGAUAUGGUUGACAUAAACGUCGUCAUCGAGGCUUUCAAGUCUCACAAUCUUUGUGGUUCUCAUGAAGACAUAAUUGGAGUCUCAGAAAUGGUGGAAAUUUUAACUUCGAUCUUUGAAAAACUUGAACAGAACAAUGGACAGACUGUCAAUCUUCCUUUGUCAAUUGAUCUCAGUUUGAACUGGAUAUUGAAUGUUUAUGAUAGUGGCCGUAUCGGUAAAAUUCGAGAAUUUUCAUUCAAGAUUGGUUUGAUCUGCUUCUGUAAAGGGUCUCUGGAUGAGAAGUAUGAAAAUCUUUUUUCUCUUUUUGCUGAUUCCUCUGGUCAAGUGUCACCGAAAAAAAUGGGAUUACUCCUUCAUGAUCAAUUGCAGAUUCCUAAACAACUUGGCGAGGCUGCAGCAUUUGGUGGCAGUAACAUUGAACCGAGUGUAAGAAGUUGCUUUGAAUGGGCCAACAAACCAGAAGCUGUUACAUUAAAUCAAUUUUUGCAAUGGCUUGCAAAUGAACCACAAAGCGUGAUUUGGUUGCCAACACUUCAUCGUUAUGCAAGCUCUGAAGGCGUCAAGCAUGAAGCAAAAUGUCAAAUCUGUAAAGAAUAUCCUAUUGUUGGUCUUCGCUUCAGAUCUCUUAGGUAUUUCAACUACGACCUCUGCCAAAGCUGUUUCUUCUCUGGGAGAACAUCACGAGAUCAUUUGAUCGCACAUCCAAUGCAUCAAUAUUGUCUUUCGACAACAGGAUCAGAAGAUGUGAAGGAUUUCUUUAAAGUUAUCAAAAAUAAAAUGAAGCCUCGAAAAUACAAGAAUAAAUCUCCAAAGAAUCUUGGAUAUCUUCCUGUUCAAACGAUCAUGGAGGGCCCUAAUCUGGAGUCACCACUUUCCCCUCCCUCGAGGAAUAAUCAGAAUAUACAUACUAAAAUGCAAAUGCAUGCCAAACGGCUGCCUGAUCUUGAAGCUACAGAAACAGACGGCGCGUCACAGACGAAAGGAAAGAGUUUGGACUCGUCUUCUAUUCCCAAUCAAGUGCAGAGUCCUGCUCAGAUAAUGAAAGAGCUGGCUGAAGAAGAGAAAGAGGACUUGGAUAAGACUAUUGCUGAUCUUGAAGAUGAAAAUAGAACUCUUCUUGAGGAACUUUCCCACUUGAAGUCAUUGACUACAAGUCGUGAUGAUCAUCAACAAGAUCGUGAUGGUCAUCAACAAGAUAGUGAAAAUGAUGUCAUUGAUGAGAUCAAGCUUUUGCAACAACAUAAAGCACGUCAUGAAUCACGUGUGGAAGUGUUAGAAGACCACAACAGACAAUUGCAAGAACAAUUAGAAAAAUUGAAACAACUAUAUGAACAGCGAUUUGAAAAAUCCACCUCACCCACUAGCCAACCUGUCUCAAUAGAAAGGCCUGAUGACAACAACGAUUCUACUGCUGGUGAAAAUGAUGAUCACGGGGAAGCUCCAAUUGAAUUAGGUUAUGUUUAAAAUGAACACGUUCAUUCGAAAACGACGAUUGAACUGUUUUAGCUUUUUAAAUGAUAAUACUUUACUUCACAUUGCUAUUUAAAGACUUAAAUAUUUAUGUUUGUAUUGAUGUAACCAUGGUAAUGCCGCACAUACAUUCAAAGUUGUAAUAUUUAGAUCGUUUUUAUAUUUACGUAUUUUGUUCUUUA